This is a messenger RNA of Lasiosphaeria miniovina, 1939 nucleotides long. RefSeq lists its product as uncharacterized. Lineage: Eukaryota; Fungi; Ascomycota; Sordariomycetes; Sordariales; Lasiosphaeriaceae. The record is from RefSeq and is a predicted model, not a curated record. The coding region runs from base 77 to 1528 and encodes 483 amino acids. The transcript has 2 exons.
AUCUCUUGCAACUUAUUCGUACACCAAAAGUUUAUCACAACUUGGAUUUUCCUGGCCAUCGUAGGCCCUCUACGAAAUGGCACCGCCGCCCGUUACACAAGCUCCGUCCCGGUUCCUACUCUCAAAGAGGCAGUCGCAACCCCAGUCUCAAUCUCAUUUUCAGUCUCAAAACCCAACUCCCAGAAACCAGCAACAAGAACAAAACCUACCCGCGCAAAAUGCCGGCGCACUCGUAGGGACGACCAAGUUCCAAGCCACGCCCCGUUUCUCGUCAACCGCCACACCCCGGCCCUCGUCGAACCACGCCCUCACUCAGCCGCUCGCCAUUAAGACGAGGACCUCGAGCGCGCGGCCCGCUACGCAGCACCCGGACAUCAUCGACGACAGCUCCCCCGUCUCGCCGUCGGCCUCCCCCACCGGCAGGAUUUUAUCUCUGCCCGAGCCCAUCGAGUUUGACUCGUCGCUCGAUUACCGCGAGCCCGGCUCCGGCCGCAACCCCAAGCGCCGCCGCAUCUCCAUCGCGUCCUCGGCCGUGGACGCUGAUGCCGAGGCCGAUGCCAACGUGGUGAUUACCAGCAGCUCCCAGUUGUCAUCGCCACCCCCGCUAGAUGUUGCCGUCGACGACGACGACGACGACGAGGCCGAAGACCGCAUCCUCUCAAGCCUGUCAGACGACGACGGCGGCGGCGGCAGCGGCAAUGAUGAUGGUGACGAUGCAGAAGGCGCUAUAAUGGCUGACAUUGACUCCCUGGGCGCCACUUCAAGCAGAUAUCUCAGCUCUCUUAGCCACCAUGACGAUGACGAUGACGACGGCAGCGGCGGCGGCAGCGACUCCGACCCCGACCCCGACUCUUCUUCACUAGACGAGGACGCUAGGGCACCCUUCCAAGACCACAGCCACCCGACCUUCCUCCGAGCCCCGCGCUUCAGAGCCACCGCCGCCCCUGACCAAGGCCAUCACCCCCAGCACCGCAACCACUCUGUGCCGGACCAGCUGCUGCCUGAGAUCUUCUCGCCCCAGCGCCGCGGCGGCGACAAGUACGUGUCUGGUGGGCUGGCCGCCGAGCUGCGCGACUGGCUGGUCGGGAUCAAGCGGUCCGAGUUCGUAGACGACGACGACGACGACGACGACGACGCCGGCGGCCGCAGCGGCCGCGGCGAGCAGAAGCAACCGGCCGCGGCGGCAGCUGUGCGGGUGGGGAUCGACAAAGUGCAUCCCGGCGGGCCGGGGCUGACUCUGGUCGCGGGGCGGGUCCUUCCCGCAGGCGGCGGCGGCGGCGGCGGCAGCAGCAACGUCGUCCAUGCCAUCUUGGCUGGGGAGGGCCGCCACCCUGAAGGGCUCAACACCGCCAGCGGUAGCAGCAGCAGAAGCAGCAGUAGUCAUGGCGUCGUCACUCCUGGCGCUGUCGUGGCAAUUUCGCCCCCGGCUUGGGACGUGGAGCUGCUCCAUCGCCGCUGGGCCGUGGCCUACCGCUGGAAGGUGGCAGGGAGGGAUCCUGCGGGUGGUGGUGGCGGCGGUGGUGGCUAGCUAGGAUUUCUUUUGAGAGCCUGUGUUUUCGUGAGCCUUGUGUGAGAUACCAAACUCUUCAAAGAGCUAUUUUCGUCUAUAAACUGUGAAGAUUUGCGCGGCACGGUACCGUGACGGGCUUCUGUCCAUAGCAGGGUGUAGACUUUGCGAUACCACUGGGAUAGGGGCACACGGUAGCGUGCAUCGCUUGGAUUGGCUGAGAUAUGCAUAAACCGUGCAUAUGCUUAUCCAAAGAACCUGCUGCGUGUCAUAGACUUGGCUUAAAUGGCAUUCUGUUAGCAAACAACUGUUAUUUCACUUCUUCCCAGUGUUAGUCCAUUGUCACAGCAGCAACCUUCGCAAGGAGAGCAGGAAAGCUAGCCUUGUAAAGCCUGCCUACUUUAGAUUAAAGCAGUAAGCGUGAACUAUUUG